AUGGAGCAUGUGAAAAGUUUGGAAGGAACCGAGCCAACUAAACAAACUCCGAGAACGCCUCAGAAACAUCUGUCGGGUAUAUUUGGCUCGGGAGUCGUUCCAAGACGCGUACUCCGGGCCGAUGACAAGUACCUCGGAAAUCGCAUCAAGGAAUCAUCCCGAGCUAGAUUAGAAAACACCUCGGAGACCCUGCGGGUAAUCUUCCGACCCGAAUUUAGCAGCGCCUCGGGUACUUCACGAUACCACCCCGAGGCGAAUCUCGUAAACGCUUCGGGUAAACGGUCUAACUCGCACAAAACGAGCCGUUUGACUACAAACCGACAAGAGGUACCCGGCUCGGAAGAAAAUUCACUCAAGCCAAAACAUCUCAAUCCUAAAGGAAAGAUAUAG
Messenger RNA from Arabidopsis thaliana (thale cress), 390 nucleotides. RefSeq lists its product as uncharacterized. The transcript is spliced from 2 exons. The record is from RefSeq and is marked reviewed. Lineage: Eukaryota; Viridiplantae; Streptophyta; Magnoliopsida; Brassicales; Brassicaceae. Bases 1 to 390 code for a protein of 129 amino acids.